AUGGCUGCAGCAAUGACAUCUCAACCGCCUCCAAAUCCCAAAUCCUCUAUACCGAAUCCCUCGCGCUCGCCUCUACCGCUCUCCGCCAGCCAGGAACAGCAGGUCCGUGAGCUCUACUUCAAGAGAGUGCGGCAAAAGUGUGCAGAUGAAGUCAGAGGUAUACAUUAGCACGAGCAUGAUAGAGCUCUCCACUUCACUUGGCUGACAAUGGCGCUUUCAGAUUUUGCAGCAUGUUGUAGCUCUCGGACAUUCACCGCCACCUUUAUGUGUCGAAAAGAACAGAAAGCGAUGAACAAUUGCAUGAAGCAGUACGCCACGCAAGCCGAGCAAGACGCGGCGAGAGAAGAGUGGUUCGCUACCAUUGACAAGAGAAGGGAGGAGAGGGAAAAGAAAGAGGCAAAGAGGAAAGAGGAUGAGAAGUUCUGGAAGGAAUGGUGGGAUAAGGAUUCCAAGAAGCCUGGUCACGCCGAUGAGAAGAACUAA
This is a messenger RNA of Lecanosticta acicola, 483 nucleotides long. Lineage: Eukaryota; Fungi; Ascomycota; Dothideomycetes; Mycosphaerellales; Mycosphaerellaceae. The record is from the annotation of a GenBank genome assembly.